Messenger RNA from Nerophis lumbriciformis (worm pipefish), 1312 nucleotides. It is a transcript of the gene snx24, whose product is annotated as sorting nexin 24. The record is from RefSeq and is a predicted model, not a curated record. Lineage: Eukaryota; Metazoa; Chordata; Actinopteri; Syngnathiformes; Syngnathidae. Gene Ontology annotation, molecular function: phosphatidylinositol phosphate binding.
AGAAUGUGCGCAUGUGCCACAUUUUGUUUCGGGGAGCUAUGACGUCAUGAAGUCUGCGAGGUGUCCGCUCGACGCCUGCGAAUAAGUACGAACGAGCCUCCUCGCCAUCAUUAUAUGUGUUUAAAUCCCACGACAAUGCAUGCUAUCAGUGUGACUAUUCCGUCUUUUCGCUCGGAGAACAACAACGUCGAGCGAGGAUACACGGUGUUUAGAGUGGACGUGCUGAUGAGUGGAAGGCAACACAGCGUGGAGAAACGCUACAGUGAAUUCUACACUUUGCAUAAAACGCUGAAAAAGAGCAUCAAGCCGCCUGAGAUCCCUUCCAAACAUAUCAGAAACUGGGUUCCCAAAGUGCUGGAGCAGAGGAGACAUGGUCUGGAGCUCUACCUGCAGACUAUAAUUAUGGAGAACGAGGUUCUUCCAAAGAUAUUCCUGGACUUCCUCAAUCUGCGCCAUUUCCCCUCCUUGCCAAAAACCGAGAGCUGCGGGUCCUUUGACACCGACUCCAUGGAAUCGAGCAAACUUUCGCACCAGCCAGUCAUGGUGUUUCUGAAUGACCCCUACCUGCUGCCCGACCCCCACGAUGCUUUUUCAAACGUCGUGAUCGAAGGCGUCAUACAUGGAGUUUUCUACGCUGACCUCCAGCCCAGAUAGAACUUCUUGCCAAGACACAAAGACGCAGCACAUUUUAGAGAAACCGAAGCUUACUUGCAUCUUCAACAGACAUAUUUUUGCACAUUUAUCACCGUCCACCUGAGCCAUUCAAAUCUAAAUAAGUUCAUCCUAACAUGUGUCAGUAGAAAAGGGGAUUUAUUUGACGGCAGCUGUGAGGGAACCAGAAGGGUAAUGAGGCGUUCAGGGACAACUGCAGAGUUGGAUGAGAGCCUGCCACUCCCCGGAGAAGCCCAGUGCCAGGGUCACAGCGGUCUGCCACUGGGAAGGAUCAUCGGGUUCGUUUGGGACGGACUUUUACUUCCACUAUGAGAUUGUUGUGACACUUGUUCCUUGGGCCAGUAUUAUUAUUUCAUGAAUUGUGCAAUAUGAAAUCUUAUUUUUAGGCGGUAUAUGAAUUCAUGUCGACCAUUUUUAUACGCCACCAGACCUCAUUAACAUCUGCACAUUUGCUUUGAAUUGCUGUGAUUUCACUACAAAUCCACAACUCUGCGGUAGAUUUGUCGUCUCGUUGUACUAAUCCAAUCUAACCAUGUGAAGAGUCGUAUUGUGCCAUAAAAGGGAUGAAAUAUGCAAAGCACUGACUACAUUUUUUAUGAUUAAAAAGAACGUCUGACAUCAAAAGAUUUUUAUUGUGUUU